UCCAGGCUAACAUUGUUGGUGGUGUUAAUGCUGGUUCCUAAAUAGACGAAAUUAUCUACAACUUCAAAGUUAUGACUGUCAACAGUGACGUGAGUGCCAAGUCGCGAGUGCGACGACUGUUUGUUUGAUGACAGGAGAUAUUUCGUCGUGCCUCGCUCAUUGCCAGACCCAUUUACGUUGCUUCCUUGUUCAGUCUGGAGAAAGCAGAACUAACGGCGCGGGUGUUGAGACCGAUGAUAUCAAUAUCAUCGGCAUACGCCAGCAGCUGUACACUCUUAUAAAAGAUUGUAACUGCUCGAUUAAGUUCUGCAGCUCGAAUAAUUUUCUCCAGCAGCAGAUUGAAGAAGUCGCACGAUAGGGAUUCGCCUUGUCUGAAACCUCGUUUGGUAUCGAACGGCUCGGAGAGGUCCUUCCCGAUCCUGACGGAGCUUUUGGUAUUGCUCAACGUCAGUUUACACAGCCGUUGAUUGCCAGGUCUAAAGCCACACUGAUAAGGUCCAAUCGGUUUGUUGACGCUGGGCUUUAAUCUUUUACACAAUACGCUCGAUAGAACCUUAUAUGAGAUAUUAAGGAGGAUAAUCCCACGGUAGUUGGCGUAGAUUGUGAGGUCUCCUUUUUAUGGAUUGGGCAUAGAACACUUAAAUUACUAUCGUUGGGCAUGCUUUCGUCCGACCAUAUUUUACAAAGUAGCUGAUGCAUGCUCCUUAUCAGUUCUUCGCCGCCGUGCUUGAAUAGCUCGGCCGGCAAUCCGCCGGCCCCUGCCGCUUUGUUGUUCUUCAGGCGGGCAAUUGCUGUUCGAACUUCUUCAUGGUGGGGUAGUGGAACGUCUACUCCAUCGUCAUCGAUUGCGGAAUCGGGUUCGCCUUCUCCUGCCGUUGUGCGUUCACUGCCAUUCAGCAGGCUCGAGAAGUGUUCCCUCCAUAGUUUAAGUAUGCUCUGGGCAUCGGUGACUAGAUUCUCUUUGGGGGUUCUACAAGAGUAUGCUCCGGUCUUGAAACCUUCUGUAAGUCGCCGCAUCUUUUCGUAGAAUUUUCGAGCACUAUCUUUGUCGGCCAGCUUAUCAAGCUCUUCGUACUCACGCAUUUUAGCCUCUUUCUCUUUCCGUCUGCAAAUGCGUCUCGCUUCCCUCUUCAACUCCCGGUAUCUAUCCCAUCCCGCACGUGUUGUGAUCGAUCGUAACGUUGCGAGGAAGGCAGCCUGUUUUCUCUCCGCUGCGACACAGCACUCCUCGUCGUACCAGCUGUUCUUUCGCACUUUCCGAAACUAAUGGUUUCGGUUGCAGCUGUACGUAAGGAGUUUGAAAUGCCGUCCCACAGUUCCCUUAUACCGAGUUGUUGACGAGUGCUCUCAGAGAACAGCAAUGCAAGCCGAGUGGAAAAUCUUUCGGCUGUCUGUUGUGAUUGCAGCUUCUCGACGUCGAACCUUCCUUGUGUUUGUUGGCGUGCGUUUUUUGCUGCACAGAGGCAGGUGCGAAUAUUGGCUGCAACAAUAUAGUGGUCCGAGUCGAUGUUAGGACCUCGGAGCGCACGCACAUCUAAAACACUGGAGUCGUGUCUUCCGUCUAUCACAACAUGCUCGAUCUGAUUGGUGGGUUUUCGAACCGGAGACAGCCAGGUAGCUUGAUGUAUCUUCUUAUGCUGGAAUCUAGUACUACAGAUAACCAUAUUUCGGGCCCCGGCGAAGUCGAUCAGCCUCAACCCAUUUGGAGAUGUUUCCUCGUGGAUGCUAAAUUUACCGACCGUAGUGCCCACCCUGGCGUUGAAGUCGCCAAGCACGAUUUUGACAUCGUGGCGGGGGCAUCUCUCAUAAGUGCGCUCCAAGCAUUCAUAAAAGGCAUCUUUGGUCACAUCGUCCUUCUCUUCCGUCGGGGCGUCUGUGCAAAUCAGCGAUAUGUUGAAGAACCUCGCUUUGAUGCGGAUUGUGGCUAGACGUUCAUUCACCGGAGUGAAUGAUAGUACUCGGCGACGGAGUCUCUCUCCCACCACGAAUGCCACACCAAACUUGCGCUCCUUUAUAUGGCCACUGUAGUGAAAGCUACAAGGACCUACUUGUAACUGUCCUUGUCCCGUCCAUUGCAUUUUUUGGCCGGUGGUGAUGUCAGCCUUUAUUUUUAUGAGGACAUGAAAGAGCUGGACAGCGGCAACUUCCCAAUUAAUGUACCGGACAUUCCAGGUGCAUGCCCUCAAAUCAUAGUCCUUAAUUCGGUUGGCAUGGUAGUCUCAUCUGAGACUGUUGGUGGUUUUUCAUUGGGGGUGUUUUUUUACGUGGCGGGUCCCAAACCCAGCGCACAACCCUAUGCAGGGGAUUUUUCGCCUCCCAAGUGAAUGGCGAUCAGAGAACUUUCCUCACUUCCGUGAACUUCUACACAUGACUCCAUCCUCCAGCAUUGUGUUACUUUCUUAAAAUUUAUGGAGAAAUUGUCCCAAAAAUAUUAGUUAUAUAUAAAAUUUUAAUAUAUUUUCAAAAGAAAAUCGUUUCAUUUUAUUAUAUGUUGGAGAACUUACUUUAUCGCAGGGAGCCGGAAUAAAUAAAAGACUUUGUUGACGCCGCCCCCGCCCAAUUUGUUUUGCCACGUCUGUAUCGACAGAGCAAUCUUUUCUUUUCUUCUUUUUCGAAGUUUAAUUCGCGCGCAACUAAACUCUAACUAAAAAGUUGCGCGCUCUCUCCUUUUGCGACAACGCUGCGAUACAGACGUAGGUAAGUGUGGUUCUAAUUUGUUUAUAAUUAAAUAUAAGUAUUAUAUGAAACUUUUUGGUUUUUUUAUUUAAUACUCCUGUGGAAUCAUUUGCGCCGACCGUUUCUCCACGGCCAACCACAUUUUGGAACGAGCGAGCACCGUGCUCCACCACCCGAAUUAUCAUUGGUCCUUCGAGCCGGAUAACAGGUAACAAGUGAAUUUUAUUUAAAGUGAAAGUGCAUAAUUUGCCCGCUUUAGCAACUCGCAAGUUACAGCCAAACAUUUUUUGGAUUUGUGCUCUGCAAGCUAUAAGGCAAUAGAUUGGUUAAUUUGUGCAUCAUUUAUGUACAAAAACCAUUGUGCUGUGUGAAGUGGAGACCAAAACUUAUUUUUGGCACUCUACCCACAAAAUCAAUGCACAAGAUUGCAGGUAGUAUUGUACUUCAUUUAAGUACAACAACAAAUACACCUGGCAAAUGCACUUAUUUCACUUUACAAAAAAAACCACACUCUGUUAUUCGAGAAAAAUUUCUUGGACGCACAAAAUCGUCUGGAGCGUCAACAAUCUCUCUCGGGUUUUUGUUUUUCCUUGUGGUUUAAUUUGAGUCUAGUCGCUCAACUCUGCCUUCCCAUAUAUUGCUCGAAUAGCAAUAAAGGCAAGCAGCAAUAACGCAGCUGCAGUUUCGCGAGUGAACAAAAAAAAAAAUACAAAAUUAAAUACAAAGUGAAGUGAGCGACACCAAAAAUUGGUGAAAAGUGAAGUGAGCGACGGCUAGAUCGUCCAACAGCAAAAUCAGAGCAGCAAAGUCAGAGCAGCAAAGGCGAAGACCCAAAGACCAAGUAGCAAAGCAGCACAGAGAAGCAGAAAACCAAACAGCGAAGAGCGAGAGCAGCUAAGGCCAAGCAACAAAGUGCGAGCGGCAAAGGCAAAGCAGCACAGACAAGCAGCACAGGCCAAGCAGAAAAGUGAAGUGAGCGACAGCAAGAAAGCCAAACAGCGAAGUGAGAGCAGCAAAGGAAGCAGCAAAGGCAGAGCAGCACAGGCCAAGCAGAAGAGUGAAAGCGGCAUAGGCAAGCAGCAUAGGAAAAGCAGCAAAGGCAAGGCAGCACAGCAGCCAUCCCAACAAACAAAAAGGUGUAGUGGUGAAAUCGAAAUGGUUCGAAAAUAACCCAGUGAUAAAAGAGAAAGUGAAUAGUGGAUAUAGUAAAUCAAAUAAGUGCUUGUUAAUUUUUAUCUGUAUUUAUACAUAUUUGGAUUUUAAUAAAGUAAUUAAGCACAAAUCAAUUUUGUUUGUGUACAUACCCAGCAAGCACUUUCAAAUUAAAUUUGGGAUUGAACUAAAUUUGCAAGUGCAAGUACAAGUGCAUUGGGCCGAUUACCCAACAAGCACAUACUAAUUACAUUCGGAAAAAUACUUUCAGAAAUAGUUUACCAAAUUUAUUAAUUUUUUUCGUGCCUUCGAAAAUUCACGUUUUAUAAAUAAACAACGCACUGCCUACCAUCUACUAAUUUAGAGUCUGUCCGUGAUUGGUACUAUAACUUUUGAAUUUUUGCAACAUAUUUGCAAAUAUUUUUUAAAUCUUAAUUUCAAGUUUUAGAUCCGAUUUUGUGCAACAUUUUUGCAGUUACGAUACAAUUUUUUGAAAACAAUGGAAUCAAUCAGAGCCUUUACCACAGCUGCAGACGCUCUACUGGAGUUUGAGGAGUCUUUUACUCCCACAGCAAACAAUCAAAGUGCCUACUCUCUUGAAGUUCAACAAGCUGAACUGAAAUCUCUGUGGGCAGAGGUAAAGUCAGAGUACAAGUUGUGUUUGCCAAAAGUGGAUCCUUCUGACACAAGCUCAAUUGACGACCUCAAACUUAAAUAUACAAGCUGUUACCACGCUUAUGUGUGUUGCGCGGCCUUGAUGGGCGAACACAUGCACAACCUCACGGCGUUCAACCAAAGCCCUACUUCCAACUCGACAGUUAUUCAACCUGAACGGUUACAACAAACUGCAGAACCCGUGAGGUAUUCUAUCAAUUUACCGCCAUGUGAUACGGAAAUAUUUCAUGGCGAUGUUUUACAAUGGCCCUCAUUUAGGGAUUUAUUUGCCGCCAUUUAUGGGAAUAAGCCAAGGCUAUCUCCGGUAGAAAAUUUAUUCCAUCUGAACCAAAAAAACGCGAGGUGAGGCAAAAGAUAUCGUUUCGAAAGCGCCACUGACGAAUGACGGAUUCGCAUUGGCUUGGAACAAUUUGUUGUGUAGGUAUGAAAACAAGCGAGUGCUUGUCAACACGCAAUUAAAUUUACUAUUCAAGCUUCCGCACAUCUCUACAGAAUCUGAGACCGAACUCAGAAAUUUACAGCGGGAGAUUAAUAGCUGCAUUUCAGCUUUACAAAUACAUGGCAUCAAUACAGAUAGCUGGGAUGCCAUAUUCACGUAUUUGUGUUCAAUCCGACUACCGGACUAUACACUGUCGCUUUGGGAACAAUCUCUGGAUUCGGAUUCAGAGAUCCCAAAAUGGGUUGAGUUAGACAAGUUUCUAACCAAACGGGUUAACACGCUUGAGAGAGUAUCAAACCUCAAAGGCGAUUUGGGUACUCAACCCAAGAUCAAGUCGGCUGAUGGUGAAGGUCGGAUACCAACCUUGCAAUCAAGGAAUGGAUCCAAACCCAUCAAUUCCCAUCACGCCAAGACAAACAAUAUUAAAUGUAAACUGUGCUCAUCUCAAUCACACAUUUUGAAAACUUGUCAAAGAUUUAUUGAGAUGCAGCCUAAUGCACGUUUAAAUGCUGUCAGAAAACUCCACGUCUGCUUAAAUUGUUUAUCGGACUCACAUGAAGUCAAAAAUUGUAAAAGUAUGUUCAAUUGCAAUAAAUGUAAACAGAGACAUCACUCUAUGAUUCACCGGGAUCAGAGUGAGGGAAUAGCUCAGACAUCUGACAGCACAGACACUACUGAGAUUUCUACUAAAUCUCAUGUGGCCUCUAUUAAGGCCAAUAUUUCAAAUGUGCCUACCAGUCGAAGCAUGCUCUUAGGUACAGCCAUGGUGACCAUAUGUCACAACGAGAGCACCUUCACUGUCAGAGCCCUGAUUGAUUCGGGAUCUGAAGCCACAUUCGUAAGCAAUAGUCUGCAAAAACGCUUACUUCUGGCAACCAAAACGGUCAGCGCGCGAGUUUCAGGAUUGAAUAAUACCGUAUCAGGACAAGUUCAAUCGGUAUGCUCGAUCACAAUUGGCUCGCCCCGUAACAAAAGUUUAAGACUAGAAGCGGAAGCGUUGGUACUGCCAAAAUUGACUGGACUGCUUCCAUCCAGAUCAAUUAACUCUUCAAUUUUAAAAAGGCUACCUAAUAUCCCCUUAGCGGAUAAUAAUUUCCAUACGAGUCAAAAGGUUGACUUGUUGAUUGGAGCGGAUCUUUACCCUAAAAUCAUUCUAAAUGGGGUAAAAUUGAAAAUCUCUGGAUCCCUCGUAGCACAACGUACAGUGUUUGGUUGGAUUAUAACAGGUUCUGUUCCCUCCGAAGAAACAAAGGUAACUGGCAAAGACCACAAACAAAAUUCAACAAUAAUUCAACAACAAACACAAAACCAUUUUUGUAGAGAAAAUAAUUCUAAUUCUAUAUCUAUACAACAGAAACCACAUCAGCAUCGACAGCAGCAGCAGCAACAACAGGAUCAGACUAACAAUGAUGGCGAAACAAAUUAUGCGCCCGGAUCAUCGAAUCACUCCGAUACACAUGGUGGCGCAUUUCGAGCACCCGGCGUUGGGAUGCAAUCGCACAACGGUGACCACGUAUCUGGCAGUAGUUCGUCACAACAACAGAAUUCGAUGCCACACCUGCAGGCGUUCCACAACGGCCUCCACUCGCAUCUGUUGCGCCGCCAACAACAUGCCACAGCCGCAAUGCAACGAGAAUCCGCCAAAGCAAAAAGGCGAAAGAAUCGUGAUCCCGAUGAGCUCUUCUUGCUCUCACUGUACGAGGAGAUCAAACGUGUGCCCGAAGAGAUACGACUCGAUGUCAAGGGCGAACUCAUACAGGUGCUCCAAAAGUACCAGAAAAACCCACCGGUGAAACUGAAGAAAGCCCAAUCACAAAUGACAAAAUACAAUUAUCACAGCAUGCUCGAAUAACGCACAGUAUGUAUCAGCUGCAAAAGAAAUAUGACGAGGCUACGACGUAUUCGGGCCCCUCUCAACCAUGUCAACCGACGUCAACAGUCAAGCAGCCGCAAAGCUCUGACCAACGAUGCCUCUCCCGCAUACCACACGCCCAAGAUCGAGUCAGACUCGAGUCGUCUCGCCGACUUCGUCGUGCUGGUAACUUCCUUUCGGAUUGGCGGCAUGGCAACGAUCGACUGAGGCUCGAUUCGUCUCAGCGACAUUGUCCGGACUGAGCGGAACUCAAUUCGUUCCGCCGGCCACCCCAUCCGAAGCGAAGGCGUGGACGAGACACUCGUCGUCAAGCCGAUGCGCGCCGUAUCAUCUAGGACAGGCAUGCAACACAAUUCCGCAACUUAAGACAAGCAGAUAACGAAUUUCUCAGGGCAGCGCCAGUCGAAGUAAUCAUAUUGCCCAGGUUACAACCAGCGUCAAUGGGCCAACUCAUCGCCCAAAAUACGACACUGGGGUACAUAAUAUCCGGUGUCGUAUAACAUCGGCACAAUAAAGUGCACUGGCUGCCAACGCCUCUCACAUUCACCACCUACCCAGGAUCGAGUUAGACUCGAGUCGUCUCGCCGACCUCGGAAGGUGGUGACUUCUAUGCAAAUUGGCGGCAUGGAAUGACCGACUGAGAUUCGAUUCAUCUCAGCGGCAUUUCCCGGACCGAACCAGACUCGAUUCGUCUCGUCGGCCACCCCAUCUGCAAAGAAGACGUGGAAGAGGAAGUUCAGAAGCCAGUUAGUUAAGUUAGUUUUAAGUAAUUUAUUGUAAACUGCAUUUGCAGUAAUACUGCAAGGCGGGGAGAAUGUUGACGCCGCCCCCGCCCAAUUCGUUUUGCCACGUCUGUAUCGACAGAGCAAUCUUUUCUUUUCUUCUUUUUCGAAGUUUAAUUCGCGCGCAACUAAACUCUAACUAAAAAGUUGCGCGCUCUCUUCUUUUGCGACAGCCCUGCUCUACAGACGUGGUAAGUGUGGUUUCAAAUUUUUAUAAUUAAACGCUUAUAUUAUAUGAAACUUUUGGUUUUAUUUAUUUAUUUAACAUUUGUGGAAUAAUUGCGCCAACCGUUUCCCCACGGCCAACCACAACUUUGGAACGAACGAGCACCGUGCUCCACCACCCGAAUUAUCAGACUUUCUUUAUAGUUAAUACGACCGUUCACAUCUGUGGUUUAUUAAGAACUAACAAAAUGGAUUACAAGAAUCUUAAACGUAUCCGAAAAACUUUGUUGUUGUAAGGGGAAAACUUUGACCAUUCGUGGUUGUCAGAUUUUCAACAUUAUAUAUUCUUAAAGAUGAGAACAAUAUGAGCAAAUACAUGAAAAAUUAAGGUUUUAUUUAUGCCUCUUUUUAACUGUGGUAAGUUAUUAAAUGUUCACCACAGAAAAAUAUUGCGAACAAAUAAGCAACCAUGCCGAAUAGUGGGGUCCAGAUUAUGCUCAUUCACAGCCAUAUUUAUAUUUUUGCCAUCGUAACGGAGGCUUUUGCAAGACAUUUUGUUUGAGUUUAUUUCAUGGCACAAUCCUUUACGAUGGUUUAUUUAGUUAUCUGGAAGAAGUAUGUGCAAAUUUCCCUUGGGACUAUAAAUAACAGAUCGGCUGGGAUUUUAAUCCAAUAAAAGUACGAAAUAACUAAACAUGGCCUCGUUAAUAUUGCUGCGUAAUGGGUCAGGUGCUGCUCCAAUUUUAUGAUUUAAGACAUGAAAAAGCGAUACGCGAUGCUGUGAAGUACUCAAAUGUAGUUAUCAAUUUAGUUGGUUGUGUAUUCGAGACAAAAUUUUAAAUUCAAUGACUCGUGGAAGGUGCACGUCGCAUUGCUAGGUAAGUUAAAAUUUAACUUUAUUUCAAAAGAUUCACCAUGUAUUUUUUUAUUUUUUUUUAUAGAAUCAGCAAAGAAGCUGGUGUAGAACGUUUGAUUAUUUGUGCUUGAAGGUGGAAGCAACUUUUUGAAAAGCAAAUACUACGGUGACCACAUUCGGAUGUUGCACAAGCUAUUGUCAAUUGCGCUAAGGAACCCGAUACUGCUGGUCAAGUUUAUCAAGCUGUUGGACCAAAGCGUUACCGGUUGAGCGAACUAAUUGACUGGUUCCAUCGUGUUAUGCGCAAAGACGAAAAAUGGUGGGGACACCGUCGUUAAGACAUGUGUGGCGAUCCUACCUUCCUAUUGAAAGCCAAGUUCACUGAGCUUAUCUGUCCUUUACAACCUAUUGGUGAGCUACAUAUGGAACGUAUCGAUCGCGAAUGUAUUACCGCUGUCGUUUGAAUGUACAAUUGACCUCCAUGGAAGAAUACCAUGGAAAUUUCGACCAUAUCGUGCUGCGCAAUAUUAUGAUGCCGAAUUGGGAGAGUGGAAGGAACCAUCUCCACCAAAACCGUUAGAAUAUCGGGAAGAACUACGUAUGUUUGCAUAAAACUACUAUAAUGGCAACAACGUUAACAACAACAGCUAAGCAAAUAAUAAACAACACUCACCAAAUGAUAAUUGGGGGCGUUGGUGGCCAAGCAGCGAUUUAAAAAGACACAUUUGCAUCUACGCGAAUUACAAUUCGUCUUUACAUCUAGUGAACUAUGAUCGAUUAUGAACGAUGUGGAAAUUGAUAAUUAAACUUUAAAAAAUAAAUAAAUGUAAUUUGGUUAAUAAUGAACCGCUAUUAAAAAUUAAGGAAUUUGAGUUGUGUUUUUAUUUGGACCAAACAAGUCAUCGAUUAUCGAUCAAACGGAAUAUAUUUCGAACAAUCAUUAGGGGUAUACGCUUGCUCUUGCAAAAUCCUUGCACGGUGCAAUAAUUGCAUAUAUUUUCUCUUGGUGCACCGGCACAACAACA
This is a messenger RNA of Bactrocera dorsalis (oriental fruit fly), 9643 nucleotides long. RefSeq lists its product as uncharacterized. Bases 5427 to 6794 code for a protein of 455 amino acids. Gene Ontology annotation, molecular function: DNA binding. NCBI's taxonomy places the organism in Eukaryota, Metazoa, Arthropoda, Insecta, Diptera, Tephritidae. The transcript has 2 exons. The record is from RefSeq and is a predicted model, not a curated record.